AUUAGUCUCUUAUUGGUGAAGUCAAUAGAUUAAUUUCCAGCUAAGAGUUACACUUUAUAUUAAAUUUCAUUUAUUCUAGGUGUUCAUGAAGAAAUGUGUGGCAAUUACUUUUAUCCUAUAAAGGUAACCUUCACUCUAAUACUUCUAUUAUUUCUACAAUGGAAAUUUGCAGCAUUCCGUAAACCAGAAGUCAAAUUUAAACAAUUUAACCUAGAAAAAAAUGAUGAUUAUAUUAUUAAUCCAUUCAGAAUAAAUAUUCCAGAAUCUGAUUUGAUCGAACUCCAAAAAAAGCUACUAACCACAAGAGAAUUACCACCUUCAAUAAAAGAUGUAGGCUUUAAUUAUGGAGCUAAUUCCGAAUAUCUAAACAAAUUUAUAGAAUAUUGGAAAAAUGAAUAUAAUUGGAGAGACAGGGAGCGUUAUCUCAACCAAUUACCACAAUACAUAACACGAAUUUCAGGUCUAAAUAUACAUUUCAUUCGUGUGAGACCAAAUGAAACAGUUGCAAAAGGUAAAACGAUCAUACCCAUAUUGUUGAUUCACGGUUGGCUUGGCUCUGUAUCUUCGUUCUAUAAACUAAUACUACAGUUGGUCAAGCCCAAGGAAUCUUAUGAUUUUGUAUUUGAAGUAAUAGCGCCAUCAAUACCAGGUAGUGGUUUUUCAGAGGCUCCGCAAAUACCAGGCCUUGAUCCUGUACAUGUUGCUUCAAUUUUUCAUCGCCUCAUGUACUUAGUAGGGCAUGAAAAAUACUAUAUCCAUGCAGCAGAUUUGGGCGCACAUAUUGGUCAAGCCCAAGCCCUAUUAUAUCCAGAAUGGAUUAAAGGUUACCAUUCAAACAUAUGCAUAACGGGGGGAUUAGUUCCAAUUGUGGCUUGGUAUAUGGCGAUUGAAUUUCCCUCACUUUUUGUUGAAGAAGAAAGGGUUAACAAUAUUCUAGAAGGAGCGGGGGAAAGUGCUCAGGAAGCCUCUUAUUUUAUGUUAAAUGUUAAUAAUCCAGACUCUAUUGGGAUCGGAUUGACAGAUUCGCCAGCUGGUUUUGCUGCUAUGAUGAUCGAUAGAAUCGCAACACUCUCAAACUAUGGUAUGAAAAAUCGUUCCGAUGGGGGGCUGGAAUCAUUUGAUAAAAAUGAACUGCUUGACACCAUCAUGACAUACUGGCUUACAAAAAGCAUCACACCGUCCGUCCGAUGGUGGAAAGAGACAUUCUUGUUGAAGGAUACCGCGUAUAUGAAAGGUACAAUAACUUGGCGCAACGUGGAAAUCCCGUCCAGUUGUUCAUGGUUCAAACGUGAACCGGCGUUCCUCCCGAGGUUUGCACUGCAAUAUGCUUUCGACUAUUUGGUGUCAAUCCGCUAUCAUGAUGAAGGUGGCCGUUAUCCAGCAAUUACGCAUCCUCAUCUGUUAGCUGAUGAUCUUUGGCUUUUUGCGAAUGAAUCUAAAACAAUAAUUAAGAAAAGUCCCAAAAAAGAUAAUAUAUUUAGAUACUUCAAUAUAAUUGUUCUUAUUGCAGAAGUUUGGUAUAAUAAUGUAUGAUUUAACUUCGUUUCUUAUUUGUAUAAAGAGAAAAUAUAUAUAUAUAUAUAUAAAUAUAAAUUUCCACUAUCAAUUUUAUAUGCUGCAGGCGAAAUAUGUAAUAAGAAUAGAGCUUUUGUCAUUUUUAAAUAUAUAUUUUAUUUUUUAA
Molecule: messenger RNA, 1681 nt
Organism: Nezara viridula (southern green stink bug)
Lineage: Eukaryota; Metazoa; Arthropoda; Insecta; Hemiptera; Pentatomidae
Source: the annotation of a GenBank genome assembly